AUGAGUAAACGAGCGCCGAUAGUUUUGAGACUGGCGCUCACUAGCCUGCGUAGAUGCCCAAGAGGCGUCCUUGCGCAGCAACGUCCGCUCCGCCUGCCUGGCCACGUCGUCGUCGUCGAGUGCCAUCGAUGGCGUCGGUGUCGGAGCGUUCGUAACCUCGACCCAUGCUCUGGUCUCCUGGACCUCUCCUGCGACAGCUCACCGACACUCUCCUUUGACGACAGCCGUUCAGCUCGAGCUGUUCGCCCUCGUGCGAUGAUUCGAGGUACGGUGACGAGGCUGAGCCCCGUCGUACGUGACCAAGUUUGGCCGACCAUCGGGCGUGUCCCUCCUCCUCUCUGUUGGCCGGAGCCGUUGAGGUUCAGCCUCGGUGCGUCACAGCUGGGAGGAAAAUACGAGGUACGGCGGUGUGACGGGCCGCCGACGUCCUGCGGGCAACCAGGAGCAAGAAACGACAAACGAGACCCGCCAGCCUGA
Pseudozyma flocculosa PF-1 is the source of this 477-nucleotide messenger RNA. RefSeq lists its product as uncharacterized. The transcript has a single exon. NCBI's taxonomy places the organism in Eukaryota, Fungi, Basidiomycota, Ustilaginomycetes, Ustilaginales, Ustilaginaceae. Bases 1 to 477 code for a protein of 158 amino acids. The record is from RefSeq and is a predicted model, not a curated record.